Messenger RNA from Pogonomyrmex barbatus (red harvester ant), 1605 nucleotides. It is a transcript of the gene arm, whose product is annotated as armadillo. Lineage: Eukaryota; Metazoa; Arthropoda; Insecta; Hymenoptera; Formicidae. Gene Ontology annotation, molecular function: cadherin binding. The record is from RefSeq and is a predicted model, not a curated record. Gene Ontology annotation, biological process: cell adhesion.
UAGGAUAUUAUAGGAUUUUUUUGUUUGCAGCAACGAUCAUCUGUUGCAAGUACUGGAAGUCAACAAACAUCGGGUGCAUAUGCAGAUGGAGUACGUAUGGAAGAGAUAGUGGAAGGUUCAGUAGGUGCUCUUCAUAUCCUGGCAAGAGAGUCUCAUAAUAGGGCGAUAAUUCGAUCACAAAAUGUUAUCCCAAUUUUCGUACAACUACUAUUCAAUGAGAUUGAAAAUAUUCAACGCGUCGCAGCCGGUGUACUUUGCGAAUUGGCGGCUGACAAAGAAGGCGCUGAGAUAAUAGAACAAGAGGGUGCUACCGCUCCAUUGACAGAAUUACUUCACUCCAGGAACGAAGGCGUUGCCACUUAUGCAGCGGCAGUGCUAUUCCGUAUGAGCGAGGAUAAACCUCAAGAGUACAAAAAACGACUUUCCAUGGAGCUGACAAAUUCCUUAUUCCGUGAAGACACGAAUUUGUGGAAUAAUGCUGACUUUAGCAUGGCUCCGGAUCUUCAGCUACCUAAUCUUCAGGAUAUGCUUGGCCCUGAUCAAGGCUAUGAUGGUAUGUAUGGCCAAGGACCUCCUAGCGUACACAGCAGCCAUGGCGGUCGGGGUUAUCAACCGCAAGGUUAUGACCAGAUACCAGUAGACUCGAUGCAAGGAUUAGAGAUAGGUGGUGGAUCGACAUAUGGUGCAAUGGACACUAUGGACAUGGCGCACGAAGGUGACUUGAGUUUCGAUCACUUGGAAGAGCUCCCUGCACCGCCUCAAGAUAACAACCAGGUCGCAGCCUGGUAUGACACCGAUCUCUGAAUCCGUGCCAUUAUCGAUCUCACGAGACAACAAGGGAAAAAGCAGCAUUAUUUUAAAGUACUAAACGAAUUUUCAUAGUAGAGUUUCGAUUAUCCGAGCGCUACAGUUGAAUGUCUGUAUUCUGGAUUCGUCGAAACCAAACCACUUGUCUCGAUCUUUCCCCAUAAUCCUCAUUUUUAUUUUAGUGAUAAAGUGUGCAAAAUAAAAACAUUUUAUUAGCUUUUUUAUUUUUUCUUUGUUUCUGUUUUAAUUAUUUUCUCGUAUUUAUUGACAUUCAAGUCGAUUAUCGUUCGGCUAAGAAGUGGAUGACGUGCCAAGUGAUCACGCAGUGCUUGGUAUCUCAAUUCAUAGUACGGACGUUUGACUGUAUUCGAAUAAUGUAUCUUAAGAUAUACGAAGAUGUAUCUUAAUAAUUAAUUAAAUAAUGCUCGGGAAGUCGAAUUCUACCGCAUUUAUAAGACUCAUCUUUGAAGUAUUACCGAUUAGAGGCUAUCGUGCCCGAUCGUGUUUCGGUCCGCAAGAAGUCGUUUUCGAAUAUAAAGGAUCGGUUAGUCGCACUAUAGUUGACAUCUUCCUAUAGUCCACGUUUGUUUCGUCAAACAGAAAGUGAAACAUUCGUUAAUCCAUAUCGACCCAAAAAAAUGUAUCGCCUGUAUGUAAUCGCCUAAUAUGAUCAUUCACCCGAGCAUAUAUACAUUAUAUCGAUGUAUUAGAAUUAAGGAAGAUACAUGUAAUUCGUACACACACGUAUAUGUAUCGUUUAAUUGUCUAUACAAAUAAACUGAACAAUUAAACGACCAA